AUGUCGGCAAGAUUCGAUCCGAUCCGUUGGUCGAGCCUCGUUACUACCGGCUUUCGACUCGCGAGAAGAUUCUCCGUGGUAGCCACUUCCGUUAGAGGAUCUUCCGUCGGUAGUUUGAGGAAUCUUCAUACUUCGAGACGUGUCGAUUCGACAAAUGUACCUGGUGUUAGGAGGUUUGCGAUUUUGAGCAAGCCAAGUAUCAACGAGAUGCCGCACGCUAUCGACGCCUAUUACCCGCAAGUGUCCACAUUGGUCACGAACGUGGCGAAAAAUCCGUCUAUCAGCAACAACUACGAGUACAUAGGAAAAACACCUUUACUGAACACGUCCGUAGGACCUGUUGCACCGAAACUUCGUUCUUACAUCGAGGAAUGCGCAUCGCUUUGCUGUCCCAAGGAUAUCUACAUCUGCGACGGAAGUGAAUCGGAGUAUAAUCACCUGUUGAAGCUUUUGGAAAAGGACGAAACAAUUUCACCGUUGCCGAAAUAUGAGAACUGCUGGCUCGCCAGAACGAAUCCAGCGGACGUGGCCCGCGUGGAGAAGAAAACGUUUAUCAGCACCGACUCUAAACGCGAUACGAUCCCAACACCUCGCGAUGGUGUCACCGGAGAAUUGGGUAACUGGAUUUCCCCGUCUGACAUGGACAAAGCAAUCCUAGAACGCUUUCCAGGAUGCAUGAAAGAUCGAACGAUGUACGUCAUCCCCUUCAGCAUGGGUCCAGUAGGUUCUCCACUCUCGAAGAUUGGAAUAGAGAUCACAGACUCAGCCUACGUAGUCUGUUCUAUGAGAAUAAUGACCAGGAUGGGAAAGAAAGUGCUGGAAACCCUCGGCAACGACUAUUUCGUCAAAUGUCUGCACUCUGUUGGCCUCCCAAAAUCUGACUCCAAGGUCGGCGUUAACUUUUCCUGGCCCUGUGAUCCAGAGAGGACAAUCAUCCUCCAUAAACCAGCCAAAAACGAGAUUGUCUCCUAUGGAAGCGGUUACGGUGGAAAUUCUCUGCUUGGUAAAAAAUGCUUGGCUCUCAGAAUCGGCUCGACCAUCGCCAGAGACGAAGGCUGGCUCGCUGAGCACAUGCUUAUUCUGGGUAUUACAAAUCCAAAAGGUAGAAAACGCUACAUCGCCGCUGCGUUUCCCAGCGCUUGUGGGAAGACCAACUUGGCCAUGAUGCAGCCAACUCUACCAGGCUACAAGAUCGAGUGUGUGGGAGACGACAUUGCUUGGAUGAGGUUCGACCAGGAAGGCAGACUCCGAGCUAUCAACCCGGAAAAUGGAUUCUUCGGUGUGGCACCGGGAACCAGCUUCAGUACGAACCCUAACGCCAUGAAGACCAUCUUCAAAGACACUAUAUUUACCAACGUGGCUGCUACCGAUGACGGUGGAGUUUUCUGGGAGGGGCUGGAGAAGGAGAUCGGUGAAAAUGUUGAAAUCACUGACUGGCGAGGCGAGAAGUGGAACAGAGGAUCCAAGACACCAGCAGCACAUCCAAACUCCAGAUUCUGUUCUCCAGCCAAGCAGUGUCCUAUCAUUGAUCCUGCUUGGGAGGAUCCAAUUGGAGUUCCCAUAGACGCCAUCUUGUUUGGAGGAAGAAGGCCAGAGGGUGUUCCCUUGAUCUAUCAAGCCAGAGACUGGCAACACGGUGUCUUUCUUGGAGCUUCGAUGAGGUCUGAAGCUACUGCUGCGGCAGAACAUCAGGGCAAGGUAAUCAUGCAUGAUCCAUUCGCGAUGAGACCUUUCUUCGGCUACAACUUCGGCCACUACCUCGACCAUUGGCUCAGCAUGACCAAAGUGAAGAACAACAAGCUGCCAGCUAUAUUCCACGUGAACUGGUUCAGGAAGGGUUCAGAUGGUAAAUUCCUUUGGCCAGGAUUCGGCGAGAAUUCUCGCGUCCUCGACUGGAUCCUCCGUAGAAUCGACGGCGAGGACAUCGCUGUUAACUCUCCCAUCGGUCUGCUACCAAAAUUGGAGUCGUUCAACUUGGACAGCAUGAAGGGGAACGUAGACAUGGAGGAAUUGUUCAGAUUGCCGAAAGAUUUCUGGCAGAAAGAAGUUAGGGAUCUCAGGGAGUACUUCGACGCGCAAGUAGGCAGCGAUUUGCCAGCAGCUAUCACCGAAGAACUCGAUGUUCUCGUUCGUAACGUCGAGCAGCUUUGA
This is a messenger RNA of Habropoda laboriosa, 2151 nucleotides long. RefSeq names its product phosphoenolpyruvate carboxykinase [GTP]-like. The transcript has 7 exons. Gene Ontology annotation, biological process: hepatocyte differentiation; cellular response to glucose stimulus; propionate catabolic process. Lineage: Eukaryota; Metazoa; Arthropoda; Insecta; Hymenoptera; Apidae. Gene Ontology annotation, cellular component: cytosol. The coding region runs from base 1 to 2151 and encodes 716 amino acids. The record is from RefSeq and is a predicted model, not a curated record. Gene Ontology annotation, molecular function: GTP binding; manganese ion binding; phosphoenolpyruvate carboxykinase (GTP) activity.